UUAUUUUACCGGUGAUUUUUUUGGGGUAGGGACAUCUUACAGCUAGAAAGAGGAUUUUAUAGUUGACAAACAGUGACUGCAUCCAUUUACAUAAAUUCUAUAUUCUCUGGUUCAACCAGCCAAAUCAUCAUCAUCAUCAUCUUUUUCUCUUCUUAACCCUCUGCUUUCUGCUUUACAUGUGUUCAUCUGGUUUCCGAGCUCUGAUCAGUACAAAUUUCCCCAGAUUUCCCAGGCUAUGGAAGAUGAAACCAGAGUUUUUCUCCCGAAAACCAAGCAAGCUUCAGACUUCUUCGAUCACGAAGGACCCGAAUUAAGGAAGUUUAGAUCGUACCUCCGAUGGGUGUAUGUCGAUCACUCCAACUAUUGCCGAGCUGCUGUCUCCUGGACCGUGUUCUUCGUCGUCGCAUUCGUUAUUCCUCUUUUAUCGCACUUUCUUCUUUUGUGUCCCGACUGCGAUUCAGAUCAUACUCGCCCCUAUCACAUACCCGUUCAGAUUUCUCUCUCAGUGUUCGCCACUCUCUCCUUCCUCUGCCUCUCUAGAUGGGAUCGCAAGUACGGUUUGAGGAGGUUUCUGUUUCUGGAUAAAGUAAUCUACGAGGCUGAUAAGAUACAAGAAGGAUACGCUGAACAGCUUCAGAGAACCAUGAAGCUAAUAUUGCUUUGGGGGCUUCCCUCUUUCUUAGCGGAAUGUGCCUACAAGAUAUGGUGGUUUGCCUCAGGAGCGUCCGAAUUGCCAUAUUACGGAAACAUAUACGUGAGCGCCAUCGUGCUAUGCGCUCUUGAGCUGUUCUCUUGGCUUUAUCGGACCUCCAUUUUCUUCUUGGUCUGCGUCUUCUUUCGGCUCAUCUGUUGCUUGGAAAUACUCAAACUGGAAGAAUUUGCUCAAGUUUUCCAGAAAGAAACUGAAGUUGCGUCCAUCUUAGUGGAGCACCUGAAACAUAGAAGGAACCUCCGCAUCAUUAGCCAUCGUUUCCGAUUUUUCAUUUUGUCUUCUCUGCUUUUGGUCACUGCAAGCCAGCUCAUUUUCCUGCUCAUGACUACAAGAACUGGUGCUGAUGUUGACAUCCUCAGGGCUGGCGAGCUUGCGUUAGUCUCCAUAACCCUGGUGAGUGGGCUAUACAUACUAUUAAGAAGUGCUACAAAGAUCACGCAUAAAGCACAAUCCACCACUGGGUUAGCUGCAAAAUGGCACAUAUGCGCAACCAUAAAUUCAUUUGACAAUGAAGGCGAGACGCCACGUGUACCGGAACAGAUAGCUUCAACUCCAGUUUUAGAUGCCAAUGCUCUUUUGGGAUCAGAUGAAGAUGAGGUGGGAGAUGAAGAGGAUGAGCUGGAUAACACAAAGUUGGUCCCAAUUUACGCCCACACCAUAUCUUUCCACAAGAGGCAAGCUUUAGUGACAUACAUGGAGAACAACAGAGCAGGAAUCACAGUGUAUGGGUUCAUGCUUGACAGAACGUGGCUCCACUCCAUUUUUGCCAUUCAAUUGGCUCUUUGCCUUUGGCUGCUCAACAAGACAAUCGGUGUUUAGGUACGCAUAGAUUAUACAGAUUACACAGAAAGGAAGUGCUAUGAUGCUCGAUCUCGACAAGAAAAAUUUUAUAAAUUUUCAGAUCCACUUGUGCAGUUGGAUCUCAGUGUCUUGGUAUUUGUAUUAUAAUUUUUUGUUGAAAUUUUUGUGUCUUUUGAUUGCACCUCCCAAUCUUUUGAGAUGAGAGUGGAUAGUGCGCAUUUUGUGCUAGGCUUAUGAUCUCUACAUUUUGUCGUGUAAAAAAGAGAGAUUAAUUAUUGUUUUGAGAUUGAAUAUUUUUAUUUUUAAAA
Messenger RNA from Neltuma alba, 1821 nucleotides. RefSeq lists its product as uncharacterized. Lineage: Eukaryota; Viridiplantae; Streptophyta; Magnoliopsida; Fabales; Fabaceae. The record is from RefSeq and is a predicted model, not a curated record. The transcript is spliced from 4 exons. The coding region runs from base 236 to 1531 and encodes 431 amino acids.